UAGCCAUCAACGCCAAAUUAGGUUGGACAUUUGUGAGUCAAAAAUAAAGCAUUUCACAGUAGACCUGGUUAAUCUCUGAAUUUGAUUUCCGCCGCAGAAACCCACAAAGAGAGAGACACAGAGAUAGCUGGACCGGGUGAUUGAUCCAAAAACUUCUUCUAAAUUAUUGUUUCCAAACGACAUCAGAAUUAUUAUUUCAGGAAUUAGGGUUAGCUUGGGGUUAUUUUAGAGAGGUAUCUAGGUUACACGUUGAUGGGCGCUCCGAAGCAGAAGUGGACAUCUGAAGAAGAAGCUGCCCUAAAAGCUGGGGUAAUUAAACAUGGGGCAGGCAAAUGGCGAACUAUACUGAAAGAUCCUCAAUUCAGUGGCAUCUUGUCUUUGCGCUCGAAUGUGGAUCUCAAGGACAAGUGGAGAAACAUGAGCGUGACUGCGAAUGGUUGGGGGUCACGGGAGAAAGCUAGGGUAGCACUCAAAAGAAGUCAUCAGAUGUAUAGAAAUGGCGAUGACGAAGAUCAUGAUGAUGGCGAAGAUGAUUUGGCCCCUAGUACAGUCAUUCAGAGUGACGAAGAAGUUUAUGAUGUUAAACCUCUUGCAAUGACUAGUCAAAAUUUGCAGAUCAAUGGUCCCAAAAAAUCAUUAUCAAGGCUGGAGAAUCUAAUUUUAGAAGCAAUAAGCAGUCUAAACGAGCCUACUGGGUCUAACAAGACUACUAUUGGCAUAUUUAUCGAGGAUCAAUACGAUGCACCUCCAAACUUCAAAAAGAUCUUGUCAGCAAAAUUAAAGUCGAUGACAGCAAACAAGAAGCUAAUCAAGGUAAAGCGCAAGUACAGAAUUGCACCAAGACCACGUUUCCCCUCAGAUGGGGGAAACCCUGGAAUGCUGGGUCUUGAAGGAGUUGGGCAGAGAGACAUUAAACCAGAUAUUACUGUACGUCCAACGAAAAUCCAGGUGGAUGCAGAUUUGGCAAAAAUGAGGAAUAUGACAGCAGAGGAGGCUGCUGCAGCUGCUGCUCGAGCAGUUGCAGAGGCAGAAGCUGCCAUUGCAGAAGCUGAAGAGGCAGCAAGGGAGGCAGAUGCAGCAGAUGUUGAUGCAGAGGAAGCUCAAGCUUUUGCUGAAGCUGCGUUGAUGACUUUAAGAAACCGAAACGCAUCGAAGAUGAAAAGAGACAUUGUGGAUGCUACAAGUAAAGUACAAAUCAGAUGAUCACCUCGUUGGUUCCUCUUUCGCAAAAGUCUUAGGUAAUACUGCAUGUAGAUGGGUCAGGCAGACGGAAGCCAGUCAAGGACGCAAGCCUGCAACUUUUGAGCAUGAAGGCUGAGUAACCCAUUUCCUCCGUUUCAGCUCAUAUAUGUAGCUCAUGCAUCUUCUGACGACAUGUUCAACCGACAAAUAUAAGAAUAUUUUUGUUGUUGUAAAAGUGGUCAGAGUAAGGUUUCCGUCAUGCCCAGUUAUCAUAACUAAAACUAUAAUUUAUGAUCUUGUAUCACUGCCAUAAAAAAAUCUCAAAAAGUUCCCUCAUGUGUACAAAUAAUGUAUUUUCUAUUUUUUUUCCAUCUUAAAUUAUGGGUUCCGUUUGGAAGAGUCUUAAUAUACAUGUUUGAACUAAGCUGUUCUACUUGGAAAAAGAAAAGAGAAGUAAAAAAGAAAUGGUGCAUUAUCCUCUUCUGUA
Papaver somniferum (opium poppy) is the source of this 1669-nucleotide messenger RNA. Its product is annotated as telomere repeat-binding factor 1-like. The record is from RefSeq and is a predicted model, not a curated record. Bases 253 to 1203 code for a protein of 316 amino acids. NCBI's taxonomy places the organism in Eukaryota, Viridiplantae, Streptophyta, Magnoliopsida, Ranunculales, Papaveraceae. Gene Ontology annotation, biological process: nucleosome assembly. Gene Ontology annotation, cellular component: nucleosome. The transcript is spliced from 8 exons. Gene Ontology annotation, molecular function: double-stranded telomeric DNA binding.